AUGGACCUAUUCUAUUUGAUUCCGUUUGUUUCCACUCUAUUUCUUAGUCAAACUGACACAGAUGACGAUCUAUUCGAUAGACUAAAUUAUAAAUAUACCGUAGCAUUAUUACUACUAUUUGCCAUACUAACAACAGCAAGUCUAUUUGGAUCAAAUCGUAUCCAUUGUUGGUCACGUGCCAAUUAUCCCGCUUCCUAUAUUAAAUAUACAAAUUUCAUUUGUUUCAUAACUCAAACAUAUCAACUUUCAAACGAUGAAAGAAUACCGGAAAAAAUAGCAGAUAGGAAACGUGGUUUAUUAAACUAUUAUCAAUGGACACCAUUUAUCCUUCUGUUAAUGGCUCUAUUUUGCUACUUACCUCGUAUGGUAUGGCGUGCACUCAGUGUUCGAUCUGGGAUUGAUCUGUUAGAUAUUAUAGAAGCAGCUGGUGAAAGUAAAACAGUGAAAGAAUUUAGUGAUCAUGAUCAACUUGUUCAAUAUAUUGUUGAUACAAUCGAUAUGUAUGUGGAUGAUGCAAGAAGACAAAGAGAUGCCGAUAAAAGACAAUCACAUAUAUUACGAAAAAUAUGUCAAUUAUGUUGUUGUAUGUUAGGAAAAUUUCUGGGAAAUUAUUUUAUUACAUUGUAUCUGUUUAUCAAAAUUGUCUAUAUUUUCAAUGUAGUUCUACAAAUAUUAUUAUUAAAUUUAUUUUUGGAUACAAAUUUUAUGAAAUUUGGUUUUGAGAGUUUUUUAAUGUUUCGUUAUGGUUUAAAUCAAGCAGAAUCAAGAUAUUUUCCUCGCGAAACACUUUGUGAUUUUUAUGUACGAGAACCGUUGAGAGGUGGUGAACCAUUACAACGAAUAACAGUGCAAUGCGUAUUAACCGUGAACUUAUUCAAUCAGCAAAUAUUUUCAUUAUUAUGGAUAUGGUACAUGAUUGUAUUUGGUUUAAAUAUUUAUUCAUUAUGUUUAUGGAUCCAUCGUCUAAUACCAUUUUAUACUCGUUACGAAUAUAUUAAAAAUCGUAUAACGCGAACAUCACGAACUGAUAUACCUCGAUUACGUAUUCAUUUUAAACAUGUUAACUUUGAAUUAGGCGGAUAUGUACAACAUGAAUUAAUUAAAUCAUUCAUAAUAGAUUAUUUAGAACCCGAUGGCUUCUUUUUUAUUCGAUUAUUGACAGCAAAUGCGAGUGAUUUUGUCGUACAAGAAAUUAUCGAAGGUUUAUGGACAUAUUAUGUGAAAAAAUAUGCUGAAAAUGAUGCAAAAAAAGCGGAAGAUAGUUUUUAUGAAUUUCGAGGACAUUGGAAUAGAGAUACUAAGUCUCAAGUAUCGACAAAUUUCGUGAUGCGAGAUGGAUUGCCCGAAGAUCUAACAGAUGCAAAACGAAAAUUUUUAAGACAGACAACAGAUUUUGAUAGUAGAUCAACAAAUUUACAAACAGCAUUCAAACCAUUAUCUGAAGAUGUUUAA
This is a messenger RNA of Didymodactylos carnosus, 1452 nucleotides long. NCBI's taxonomy places the organism in Eukaryota, Metazoa, Rotifera, Eurotatoria, Philodinida, Philodinidae. The record is from the annotation of a GenBank genome assembly.